GUUACUUAACCAUCAAAACUACAAGAUCAUAAACUGAACCCAUUCUUGUAGCUUUGUUGAAUUUAACUUAUCAAACAUGCCUAACGUCGACCUUGCUCUAGCUGGGAAGAACUUGUUGAAGAGCUCUGAUACUGGAGAUAGUGUAGAGCUCCAGUCUUUAUGGCAGGACCAGCCGGUGGUGUUGUUCUUCCUGCGUAGGUUUGGCUGUCAGGUGUGUCGAUGGAUGGCAUCAGAGGUCAGCAAACUAGAGCCAGACCUGAAAGCAAGUGGUGUAGCGUUGGUGGGAGUUGGACCAGAGGAGAUUGGGCUGAAGGAGUUCCAAGAAGCAGGGUUUUUUAAAGGAUCCCUUUAUGUUGACCAACAAAAGAAAAGCUACAAGGAUCUCGGCUUCAAAAGGUACUCAGCCUUAACUGUUGUUCCUGCUGCAUUGGGGAAGAAAGUACGAGAUGUAGCCGCAAAGGCCAACGCUGAAGGCAUCCAGGGAAACUUCUCAGGAGAUCUGCUCCAGAGUGGAGGCAUGCUCAUUGUAGCCAAAGGUGGAGAAAAGGUCCUACUACACUUCAUCCAGGAUUCACCAGGAGACCAUGCACCUUUGGAAGACAUUUCUAAUGCUUUGGGCAUCUCAACAAAAGUACAAGCUGGACAGAGGCCAGUGUGCAAUGAUGAAGUUUGUACACGAUGAUGACAGCGCUGCCCACGGUACCUGAUGGACAUCUACACUUCGAGAAGUUAAAACAGACUUUAAGAUGCAGAUUAUCAUUAAAAUGUUGUACUAAACAUAAAACUACUGACAAUGUACUGAAUUGAUUGUGAGAUCUUUAUGAAGGUGUUUAAUAUGUAUUGUGAAAGAGCACUGUACAUGCAGUUAAGCUUUAAUCUGUAUCUGAAAAAAAGAGCAUUUCACUUUUCAUUUUUAUGAAUGUUUAAAUUCAAUAAUUGUUGUUAAUUUUGAAUUUAACUCACAGUGCCUUACACUUACAUGUUGUUCACAAUGAUUGUUUUGUUUUAAAUUGAGGGAUAUAUGUAGAACCAUUUCUAACAUGCUCUGUUUAUGAAAUAUAUUGAUUUUUUUUUGUAUUUAUCAAAUUGUAAUAAAUCUUUUAAUUGCAGACAUGAGCAAAGUUUUAAAUUGGUUGUUGAGGUGUUAAACAUUUUUUACAUGACAAACAGGCAUCCUGCCUAUACGCAAGAUACAUU
Scomber scombrus (Atlantic mackerel) is the source of this 1197-nucleotide messenger RNA. It is a transcript of the gene prxl2b, whose product is annotated as peroxiredoxin like 2B. The record is from RefSeq and is a predicted model, not a curated record. Bases 77 to 682 code for a protein of 201 amino acids. Lineage: Eukaryota; Metazoa; Chordata; Actinopteri; Scombriformes; Scombridae. The transcript has 7 exons.